ACUGAUAGAUUGAUAGGAGUUCUAUUUUCUUCGUUUUUUUCCUUAUAAAAGGCGCUAUUCUAUUCCAAUUGGGUUUCUCUCCAUAACAGCCUUCCAUUUCAGAGCCAGCCAGCCAGCCAGCCAGAGAGAUAUAUAGAUAGGUAGAUAGGAGGGCAAAAUUAUACCAAGUCCGUCCGUCCGUCCGGCCGGCCGGCUUGCUAGCUAAAUAUAUAUAUAUAUAUAUACUGUGCAGCAGCAGGUCAGGUCAGGUCCUUCCUGGAUCUCGCGUACCUAACUUUUUGGUACUGUGAAUUUGCUCACACAGGAGGAGGAGGAGGAGAUGAUGAAGACGACGAUGAUGGUAGAUCCCCGGUUUCUUCUGGGGUUUUUCGUGUCUUUGUUGGGCUUUGUUCUCUUGUACACCUCAACCAGCAGGAAGAAGAAGAAGAACAGACCAUCUUUCAAUUCCCCGACCACCCAAGAAAGCUACAAGACCACCUCUUUCAGUAAUCCUUCUCCUCCCACCACCGACGUCAUUAUUGUCGGAGCCGGCGUCGCCGGUGCCGCCCUCGCUUACACUCUCGCCAAAGACGGCCGGCGAGUGCACGUAAUAGAGAGGGACUUGACUGAACCGGAUAGAAUUGUCGGGGAACUUCUGCAGCCAGGAGGUUACUUGAAAUUAAUGGAGUUGGGUCUUCAGGAUUGUGUGGAUAAGAUCGACGCGCAGCGAGUGGUUGGAUAUGCUUUGUACAAGGAUGGUAGAAAUGCAAAACUGCCUUACCCCUUGGAAAAAUUCCAUUCUGAUGUGGCCGGCAGAAGCUUUCACAACGGCCGCUUCAUCCAGCGCUUGAGGCACAAAGCUGCCUCUCUUCCCAAUGUAACACUGGAAGAAGGAACUGUAACAUCUCUGGUGGAAGAAAACGGGACUGUAAAGGGAGUGCAGUAUAAGAGAAAGAACGGGCAAGAGGAGGAAUUCAAAGCCGCCUACGCACCUCUUACAAUUGUUUGCGAUGGUUGCUUUUCCAAUUUGAGGCGCUCCCUAGUCUGCAAUCCCAAGGUGGACGUGCCUUCUUGUUUCGUUGGGUUGGUGCUGGAGAAUUGUCAGCUGCCGUUCUCAAAUCACGGCCACGUUAUUCUGGCAGAUCCCUCGCCCAUCUUGUUCUAUCCCAUCAGUAGCACCGAGAUUCGCUGUCUGGUUGAUGUGCCUGGCCAAAAGGUGCCUUCCAUUUCCAACGGCGACAUGGCUACGUACUUGAAGACGGUGGUGGCUCCUCAGGUGCCACCUCAACUGCACGACGCCUUCGUAGCGGCUAUCGACAAAGGGAACAUAAAGACGAUGCCCAACCGGAGCAUGCCGGCAGCUCCUCAUCCCACUCCGGGCGCGCUUCUGAUGGGAGACGCCUUCAACAUGCGGCACCCCUUGACCGGCGGAGGCAUGACCGUGGCUCUGUCGGACAUCGUGGUGCUAAGGGAUCUUCUCAGGCCAAUACGGGACCUCAACGACGGGGCCGCCCUGUGCAGCUAUCUGGAAUCCUUCUACACCUUGCGGAAGCCGGUGGCGUCCACCAUAAACACCCUGGCGGGGGCGCUCUACAAGGUGUUCUGCGCGUCGCCAGACCAGGCAAGGCAAGAAAUGCGCAGGGCCUGCUUCGAUUAUCUGAGCCUGGGGGGAAUAUGUUCCAAGGGGCCGGUGUCGCUGCUUUCGGGGCUCAACCCUCGGCCCCUGACGCUGGUUAUGCAUUUCUUCGCGGUGGCUAUAUAUGGGGUGGGGCGGUUGUUGGUGCCGUUUCCAUGGCCCAAGCGAGUAUGGCUGGGAGCCAGACUGAUAUCGGGCGCGUCGGCCAUCAUUUUUCCAAUUAUAAAGGCCGAGGGAGUCAGGCAGAUGUUCUUCCCUGCGAUGGUUCCCGCAUAUCACAGAGCAUGGAGCAAGAGCAGGAGCAAGACCUCCUCCUCCUCCUCCCCCCUACAGUAACUAAACUAAUAAAAAUUAAUACUAAUUAAUAAUUUUGGCAUUCCUGCCUCAAAUCAUGCUGGACAAUCAAUAUAUAUUAAGAAAAUAAAUGAUAUAUAUAUAAAUCAAAAAAGGAUCAAUGCAAAUAGGUAGCUAGCUAGGUACGAGGUCGGUCUAAUGGGUCCAUGUCUCAUCAAUCUCUCUCUCUCUCUCUCUCUCUAAACUAUAAUAAUAUAUACUAUAUAUCAUUAAGUUUCUUAAACAAAUCAAGUGUAGAUAAUUAAUAAUUUAUAUAUACAUGAUGCAUGGAUCCAUGUUUUCUAGCUAGCCAGCCAUUUAUAUAUGUAUCAACAAAAUGCGUUUGUGUUGUACGCUUGGAAUAUGAAUUAAUACUUAUAUGAUGAUGAAUUGUUGUUUGGUGA
Molecule: messenger RNA, 2352 nt
Organism: Diospyros lotus (date-plum)
Lineage: Eukaryota; Viridiplantae; Streptophyta; Magnoliopsida; Ericales; Ebenaceae
Product: squalene monooxygenase SE1-like
Exons: 5
Coding region: 320-1951 (543 amino acids)
Biological process (GO): sterol biosynthetic process
Cellular component (GO): membrane; endoplasmic reticulum
Molecular function (GO): squalene monooxygenase activity; flavin adenine dinucleotide binding
Source: RefSeq, a predicted model, not a curated record